AUGUCUUCAUACGUUAAAGGGGGCGCAUGGACAAGUAUAGAAGAUGAAAUUUUAAAAGCAGCUGUACAAAAAUACGGCACCAAUCAAUGGGCAAGAGUUUCUUCAUUGUUGCCCAAAAAGACAGCGGCUCAAGCGAAGUCGCGAUGGGUGGAAUGGUUGAAUCCGUUGAUCAGUAAGUCUGGAUGGACAUCUGAACAGGAUAAACGAUUGAUUGAACUCACUCGACUAUUACCCAAUCAAUGGAGAUCCAUAGCUUCCAUUAUAGGGAGGACAGCAACUCAAUGUAUCGAGCGAUAUCAACUAUUGAUAGAUGAAGCGUCAGGGAGUGAGAGCAAUAAUGACUUGAAAUUAACUGGCCCGGGGAUCGAAACUUUACCAGCAGUGGGCCAACCAACUGCUCAAAUUAUUGAUAAUGAAGCAGUACAUGACCCAAAUUUUGCUCAUGAAACUCAACCUGCCAAGUUGGAAUCCGAUGAGGAUGAGGACAUGGAAGAUGAUGAUCGGGAAAUGCUUGCUGAGGCUAAAGCUAGAUUAUCCAAUACUCAGGGUAAAAAGGCGAAACGUAAAGCUCGUGAAAGAAUGUUGGAUGAAAGUAAAAGAUUAGCAUUGCUUCAAAAGAGAAGAGAUAUGAAGGCAGCGGGACUCAACAUUAGCUUGCAAGCGAAGAACAAACGAGCAAAGAAAGAGUUUGACUACAAUGCAGAUAUACCUCACGAAAUUGUACCCCCUGCUGGACCUUAUGAUGUAAGUGAAGAGAAUAGAGAAAAUGAAGUGGAAUUGGAGCAAUUUUUGAACAAGGUGGCUCACCUGGGAAUGAGCUUGAAGGAAAUUGAUGACAAAAUUGAUGCUAUGCAAGAAAAGUCUAAAGUAGAAAAGAAGAGGCGACGUAAAAGUGAUUCGGAUAAAGACCAUGAAGAGUCCAACUUGAGGGAGGAGAUAGAGUUCAAGAGACAAAAGGGGGCAUCCACUGAGUCAGUGACUGAAAAGAAAAAGCCGGAAAUUACACUACCAACUCCUACAAAGAAGCCUAAUAAGGCCCUUGCAUCAGUUGCGAAAGCUUUUUUUGAGAAGUUACCCGAGCCCAAGCAUCAUAAUGGUGUGCCUGCUCCAAUACAUAAUGAAUGCCGUAAUGGCAAAAACUCAGUAGCACCGAGCUCUGCGAUGGCUGAUGCAAUACCACAGAGAGUUGCUUUAUGUCGAAAGGGCACAAUACAGAGAGUUUCUCAAGUUAUACAGAGAGACUUGGUAAUUCCCGAUCCACAUGGGUUGAAAAAGUGGGCUGCAAACUCAAAAGAUGAUGGUACCCAAAAAGAACUUGCUGAAGAGUUUAAAUAUUUGAUAGCCGCAGAUUAUCGAAUGUCCAAAGAUCCUAGUUUUUGUACUUCAUUAGUUGUGGAGGUUAACAAAGAAACAUUUGACAAGGUGAGUAGAGAAGUUGAAGCGGAAUGUAUAAAGUUGCAAGAGGCAAAGAAAGGACGCCUGUCUGCCGCAAAAUCUUUACUUUCGGACGUGGUUGUCGACAGAUUACUAGAUUCCCUAGAUGGUCCAAAGAGCUCCACUGGGACCGAUGAUGCCAAGAAUGAAACACACGGAGCGGAAGUGGAGAGUCGGAUUCAAAAUUCAUCAGACGCAGUAGAUAGACCACGUCAAUCUCACUCGCAUGAUGAUGUAAUGUCUAUUGAGGCUGAAAUCGAAGGGUUUAAACAAGAAGCAAGACAGAUUUUUGACCGCCUUGAACUUGUUCGAGGAAGAUUACAGUCAAAUGAAAUUCAAAAUGUAUAG
Lodderomyces parapsilosis is the source of this 1782-nucleotide messenger RNA. RefSeq names its product Cef1p (gene CEF1). Lineage: Eukaryota; Fungi; Ascomycota; Pichiomycetes; Serinales; Debaryomycetaceae. The transcript has a single exon. Gene Ontology annotation, cellular component: Prp19 complex; spliceosomal complex. The record is from RefSeq and is a predicted model, not a curated record. Gene Ontology annotation, biological process: mRNA splicing, via spliceosome. Bases 1 to 1782 code for a protein of 593 amino acids.